Molecule: messenger RNA, 2091 nt
Organism: Betta splendens (Siamese fighting fish)
Lineage: Eukaryota; Metazoa; Chordata; Actinopteri; Anabantiformes; Osphronemidae
Product: crystal protein
Exons: 8
Coding region: 68-2038 (656 amino acids)
Molecular function (GO): cholinesterase activity
Source: RefSeq, a predicted model, not a curated record
CUGGACACAGAGCCGCUUUUGUCCUGUAAAUGUUAACAAGCAACAGGGGAAAACUGGAGUCACAAGGAUGCUGGAGCAGGCUGGAGGCUUUUUAGAUUGCUGGUUUGAGCCGGGUGCAGCCAUUGCGCCUGGACGGGGGACGCGGUUCAAGUCGCAUUAUGAGCUGAAACGCAGAAAAAAGAUUUCCAAACGUGCUAUGGGGAGCUGGUGGUGUUUGCUGCUGCUGUGCCCGCUAACUCUAGUGCCGACCUUGGGAGAGGAGAUGAACGUUUCUGAGGACCCUGAUCUCUUCAGCUUCUUGAGGAGCCUCUUCUUUGGGCUGCCGGUGAGAGAUGAGCAGUUUGUCACAAGCCUAGGCUUUGACGUCAACUCCCUCAAGGACCUGCGGCACCCGGAGUCACUCGAUCACUCAAUCACGCAGCAAGCCAAGAAUAAAGCAGUCGGUCGGGAUACAAAUAAGGCCCGGGGGCCUGUACUGUCUACCAAAAAAGGACAGCUCAAAGGAAUCACGGUGGAGAAGGCGCAUAUAUUCCACGGGGUGCCAUAUGCUGACCCGCCCGUUGGGGAGCUUCGCUGGAAGCCCCCCAGGCCUGUGAGCUCUUGGUUGGGAGUUUAUGAUGCCACCUAUCCCAAAGCAGCAUGCAUGCAAUCGUGCAGCGGCCCAAUCAGUGGCGAGUGUCCUUGGAGAGUCAGUGAGGACUGUCUCUACCUCAACAUUUUUGUUCCCCUGGAUGUGGACUUCGGCUCCCUGAUGCAGAUGCCGCUGCCUGUUAUGGUGUGGAUCCAUGGCGGGAACUUCAUCACUGGCUCUGCCUCCAAGCCACUGUACGACGGGCGGUCCAUAAGCAACUUCACCCACACCAUUGUUGUGGGCAUAGAGUAUCGACUUGGUGCAUUUGGGUUUCUCGAGCUGGGAGACGACCCUCGCACAUCACCUGUGGGCAAUUAUGGCAUCUUAGACCAGCAGGCAGCUCUUUUCUGGGUUCAGCAAAACAUUGCUGUGUUCGGAGGUGAUCCCAGCAAGGUGACCAUAUUUGGAGAGAGCGCCGGGGCUCAGUCUGUGGGCCUCCACCUCAUAAUCCAGAGCAGCGGGCCUCUGUUCAGUCAGGCCAUCCUGCAAAGUUCUCCCUUCUCCAUCCCAAUGAAGAGCAGACACGAUGCCAUGAAGCUCGGAAAAGACUUUGUUAAACAAACCAACUGCUCAAGAAGCGACAUCCCCUGCCUGCUGUCUCUCGCUCCACAAGCAGUAUUGGUUGCCCAGAUGAAAACAAGCUCCAGAAUCAUGAACCCCUUCAGGUUUCUGGAGGCUUUUGAGACGUGGGGUCCUUAUAUCGAUGGGGAGCUGAUCAAAGAGCAGGCUCCAAGUGCCUUCCAGAGGGGCGCCUGGCAGAGGGAGAAGCCAGUGCUGCUGGGUACAACUUCAGAAGAGGGAGUUAUCUUCAUCUACGCCAUAUUUCACGAGCCGGUGUCGACUGUGGAGUCCACCCUGUACAUAACGGCUAUCUUCAAGCAACACGCCCUGCAGAUCAUCCAUGAGUACCUGCCCCAGUACAUGGACGCUGACCGGAGGGAUAUGCUUGCUCAGAUCAUCACAGAUUACGUCUUUGUAUGUCCGGCCAGAAGGACCGCGCGCGCCAAUGUGCCAACAGGCAGCAAUUUCUGGCAGUACAUGUUUGACCAUGUGGUAACAGACCCCCGCCUCUGGUCUGGUUUGACGUUCUGCUACAAGCGUGCAUGCCACGGCGCAGAGCUGCCCUUCGUCUUCGGCUCAGCCGCGGAGGUCAACCUCACCAUGUCGCUGCCAGAGAAGCUGAUGUCCAAUCGGAUGCUGUGCUACUGGGGGGCCUUUGCCCACGCCGGAGACCCGUCCUCCAGAGCCCAGCAGACGACUUUCUGCCAUGCGCAGCAUCUGCCUAUUUGGCCACGCUACGCCGAGGCCAGCGGUUGGCUCCUCAUGAACCUGACUGUGGGUUCCCACGCGCAAGUCGCAGCCAGGAACCAUAUAUGUGACUUCUGGGACCAACUGGACAUCUACUAGCGAGAGGUCUUCCAGCAAUUAUUUUUGUUCACAAUAAAGAGUGUUUUGCUUGA